GAAUCAACCGAAAGUAAAAAGGUACCACCAUUGGAAUUUACAGUACUAUAAAACUAAGGGCCACUACACUUAUAACGGGACGACUCAAAUCAUAUAUUAUAUACUGUAUUUGAUAUACCUUAUAUAUAUUUAACUUUUAACUUGUUAUUAUUAUUACAGCGUCAACUUAUAUAAUGUCUACUACUGUUGAUGGAAUUCAAUUUAGUCAGCCGCUGAAAUAUGUCGGAUUUGAUACUAUUACUACUCAAAUUGAAAAUAGAUUAUUAAAGAAAGGAUUUCAAUUUAAUGUUAUGGUUGUAGGAAGAUCAGGUUUAGGUAAGAGUACUUUAGUUAAUACCUUAUUUUCAUCUAAAUUAACUGAAUCAAAUGGUCGUAAAUUACCUACUGAACCAAUUGAAAAGACAACUUCAAUUCAAGUUAGUUCUCAUACAUUAAUUGAAAAUAAUGUUAGAUUAAAUAUAAAUGUUAUUGAUACUCCAGGAUUUGGUGAUCAAAUUAAUAAUGAAAAAUGUUGGGAACCAUUAGUUAAAUAUAUUAAAGAACAACAUUCACAAUAUUUAAGAAAAGAAUUAACUGCUCAAAGAGAAAGAAAUAUUCCUGAUUCAAGAGUUCAUUGUGUAUUAUAUUUCAUUGCUCCAACUGGUAAGAAAUUAAAACAACUUGAUAUUGUAGCAUUAAAGAAAUUAUCUGAAAUUGCUAAUGUUGUACCAGUUAUUGCUAAAUCUGAUUCUUUAACUCUUGAAGAAAGAGCUGAAUUUAAGAAAGUUUUACAAAAUGAAUUUAUUAAUUAUAACUUUAAUAUUUAUCCUUAUGAUAGUGAAGAUUUAUAUGAUGAAGAAAGACAAUUAAAUGAAGAUAUUAAAUCAUUAAUUCCUUUUGCAAUUGCUGGUUCUGAACAAGAAAUUGAAAUUAAUGGUGAAAGAGUAAGAGGUAGAAAGAGUAGAUGGGGUGCAAUAAAUAUUGAAGAUGUUAGUCAAUGUGAAUUUGUAUUUUUAAGAGAUUUCUUAACAAGAACUCAUUUACAAGAUUUAAUUGAAACAACUGCUUUAACUCAUUAUGAAACUUUCAGAUCAAAGCAAUUGAUUGCCUUAAAGGAAAAUGCUAAUCCAAAUAGACAAUCUGCUCCAAUUCAAACUCAAUCUCAAACUCAAUCUCAACCUCAACCUCCAACUGCACAACCAUCUCAACAAGAUCUUAAAUCACAACCAUCUCAAGGUGUUUUCCCUCCAACCAGUCUUCUUUAGAUAUAACCAGUAAUCUUCUUUAGUUCCCACAUAUAUAUUAUGUAUCUACUUAUAUGUUUGGAUAUAUAUAGUUUUCAUUCAUCUCUUAUAUAUUGAGUUCUUUAUUAUAUAAAUAUAUAUAUAUUAUUAUUAU
Messenger RNA from Scheffersomyces amazonensis, 1377 nucleotides. It is a transcript of the gene CDC10, whose product is annotated as septin. Gene Ontology annotation, biological process: intracellular protein localization; cytoskeleton-dependent cytokinesis. The record is from RefSeq and is a predicted model, not a curated record. Gene Ontology annotation, molecular function: GTP binding; molecular adaptor activity; GTPase activity. The transcript has a single exon. Gene Ontology annotation, cellular component: cell division site; septin ring; microtubule cytoskeleton. The coding region runs from base 174 to 1244 and encodes 356 amino acids. NCBI's taxonomy places the organism in Eukaryota, Fungi, Ascomycota, Pichiomycetes, Serinales, Debaryomycetaceae.